AAAUAGGAAACGGAAGUGAAUUGAAUUAAAAAGUUAACUUUUAAAUGUCGGUAGAGGUGUCACUCAAAUCAAAAGUUGCAAAAAAUUAAAAAAAUACUGUAAUAGAUCAAUUUACGGACUUAUCAGAUUAAUCGAGACUAAUUAAACUAACAAUGGCAUUACCAGCUUUACGCCAGCCAAAGAAAGUUAUCCGCGAAAAGCCGAAGAUUUUGUUGGAUGAUGUGCAAAACGUGAUUUUAACUUUGAAAGAUAAAAAAUCGCUUGUGGUCUCUUCUGAUGCUUAUCACGGCAUACUGAGGGGCAGGGAAGUGUACAGAUGUGUGUUCUGCAGCAAAGAUAUAGAGCUGGACGUCAAGAUAAAGGAAUGGCAUAAAGAUUCUGAGAAACAUAGAAAAGUGUUGGAGGGCUACCCUCAUGACGAUGGUUUCGGCGAGAAUUUGGUCCGGAAGCUUGCAGAAGACAUAUACUACUGCACCCUCUGCAGAGUGAUUGUCCCAGCGCCGUUCAUAACCCGCCACAUCAUGACAGAGGCACAUACCUCGGAAAUGGAUAAGGCAAUCGCUAAAGUCUUCGCGCACAGACUCGGUGACAAGUGACAGACGUAAUUUGUACGUGCAUGCCUUUUGUGAUAUGUCGUGUCAAUAUGUUAAGUGGGAUUGAUAAUCUUGGACGUUUGUGAUCUAGUGGUGAGACCACCUGCUGCAGACCCAAAAGUCUUGGGUUAGAUUCCCAAUAGGGGCAAGUUUUCCGCUCAGUUUGGUUGGCGUUAGGACUUGUUCUUAGUCCACCUGGCUAGCUACCACCGUCUUACUAAGUUUCUAUAAAUGUAUAAUGUUAGGCCUUCAUCAUUUAAGAUAAAAACUAAGAAAUUAAUUGAGGAAAAUGUUUUUAAAACAAGUCAAGUUGUAUUAGUUUCAUUUCAUUAUUCUACGUAAUUCUUCUGACCCUCCAUAUUGUUAAUUAUGUAUACCUAACUGUAUACUGUACCUGUACCUAGCUAUCUACUAAAUAUUACUGUAAAUAAUAAAUAAAAACAGCUUUUCUAUCCCAUUGUCUACCUCUGUGUUCUUUAAUUAAGCUAUUUAUAUUCACAAGUUCUUACAAAUGUACAAACAUGCCAACUUCUUGAUUAUUAAACAAAAAUAAGUUUUGACAUAAUAGGCUGGACAUCAUAAAGUUUUUCUUAUAAUAAUUUGAGAUUAAUUGUAUUGUUUUCAAUUUAAAUACCAACAUUUUAAGCUAGCUAUGAGUCCAGUCGACAAAAAAUUGUUUUCGUGUAAAUUA
Ostrinia furnacalis (Asian corn borer) is the source of this 1284-nucleotide messenger RNA. RefSeq lists its product as uncharacterized. The record is from RefSeq and is a predicted model, not a curated record. The transcript is spliced from 2 exons. The coding region runs from base 153 to 596 and encodes 147 amino acids. Lineage: Eukaryota; Metazoa; Arthropoda; Insecta; Lepidoptera; Crambidae.